This is a messenger RNA of Vespula pensylvanica (western yellowjacket), 4327 nucleotides long. RefSeq names its product serine/threonine-protein kinase Haspin homolog ALK2 (gene Haspin). Gene Ontology annotation, biological process: intracellular signal transduction; mitotic cell cycle; protein phosphorylation. The coding region runs from base 536 to 4168 and encodes 1210 amino acids. Gene Ontology annotation, molecular function: histone H3T3 kinase activity; ATP binding. The transcript is spliced from 10 exons. The record is from RefSeq and is a predicted model, not a curated record. Lineage: Eukaryota; Metazoa; Arthropoda; Insecta; Hymenoptera; Vespidae. Gene Ontology annotation, cellular component: nucleus; cytoplasm.
CGAGUCGUAGUUAUUAUUAUUGUUUUGAACCGAUAAUCAUUCUUGCGCAGUUAUAUUUAUUGUUGUUUUAAUUAAAUUGAGCAUUAUUAACAGUCCUCAUCAUUGAAACGAGAUCAGAGGUAAACCACAAUAUUCUCAUUUGUCGAAAGUAAAGGUAAGUGUCAUUUGAUACUCCGUUUGGCAUAUCGUUUGUGCCAGUCCUGUGCCAUAGAACUGCACAGAGCAGAUGAAGGCUAUAAAGGUACAUUAUCUCAAGAUUGCAGGAACUCCUCCAAGGGAAUUUAUUUUCCCCAGAACCGUGCUCGUGAGACGUAAAAGUAGAUUUAAUUUAAAAGAUUUUUUAUAGGGAUGUUGGAUAAAUCUAGCUAUAAUAUAGUCUAUGGAUGUACGUUUUAAACUUUGAGUAUAUUUAACAGAAAAAAAGUAUUUGUAUGUUUCUUUAAAUACACAUUACAUUUACAAUUUGUGAUGUAUUUACUUUCUGAUUUGAUAGAGAAACAUUAGUUCGUACAAUAUUUAUUAAAUAUAAAUUACAAUGCUACGAAAACGUAUACGUACAUAUGAAAGAAGAAAUAUUCAAAAUCCGUUAAUAAAAAUUAGUGACUUUACUAAAGUGAAUUUAAUAUUAAAAACUGACGAUAUUCCCAGAGAACAACAUGGAAUUAAUAACCUUAAUGAAAAUAAAAUAAGUGAAGAUUCAUUAGAUUACGAUCCUUUUGAAACAACAUUUGAUAGAAUUGCUAAAGACGCAGUAGUACCACCAAUACCACCUGAUUGUAUUAACAAUAACUCAUGGAGUGGUAGUAGUUCUGGUAUAAAUAGCGAGGAGGAAAAUAAAAAUGAAUCUUUAUUUCAUAUUUCCUUUGGUAAUUGUAGUAUUGAUGUCAGCCCAAAUAUGAAGUAUAAAAAGUCUAUAAAAAUGUUAUCAUAUAAAAAAAAUAUUAAACCAAAAAAUAAAAAGACACGUAUAACAGGAACUUUAUACAAUUCACAGCAUAUAAAAGAAGUAAAAACUGUUAAGAAAAAAAGUCAGAUUAAGGCUUGCAAAAGUAAAAGAAUAAAGAAAGUUCAGAAAACAAGAAAUAAAAAUCAAAGUAAGUUAACAAAUGCAAGGAGUUUAUAUUCUGUGUUAAAAAAUUCUAAUGAUAUUGUUAAGUCAGAUAUUGUUGAUACUAGUAUUAAUAAAAUGACUAAUAAUAAGAGUAUUAAUAACAGUACUAGCCCUUACAAGAAUAUCCAUAAAAAAAAAAUUGAUUUAUUACCUUGCAAUAAAUCUGAAUUAUGUAGCCCUUUAAAGGAGACUACUAAUGUCCCAAAAAUUAAUGAUAAAAAGGGAACAUGUCAAUUGAAGUUUAUUAAAAAAACACAAAAGAUUAAUAAUGAAAAUAAUGAACACUUCUCAUCAUCAGUAUCACAUAACAUUUCUGAUUCAAUUGGCAACAAGUUUAAAAUUAAACCUUGUUCUGUAGUACUGUACAAAAACAAUAUGGAAAAACGUAAGUUUAUGGUUAAUAAAUCCAAAUGUAUGGUAAAAGAAUGUCGUUUAGUUUUACAUAAGAUAUCAAAUAAUUUUAUAAAUAGCAAAUACAAAUCACCCAUGAAUAACUUGAUCUGUAAAAGUUCAAAUGGAAUAAGAAAGGAUUUAAAUUCUGAAAAAAAUCCAGUGAGUAGCACACCUAUCGCUACAUCUAAAAGGAGAUCAGCAUAUUCUCCUUGCUAUUCACCAAUUGAUAUUACAAAAUCUCAUAUUGUAAGCGAUAUUCCUGCAUCGCUUGAUAAGUUACAGUCAAACAAUUUGCAUACAUUAAAUAAGACAAGCAUAAAUGUUUCCACCAAUGUUGAAUCAGAUAUGAAGGAUAAGGUUUUAUAUAUAAAAGAUAGAAAAAUAUGUGUAUUAACAUCAGUAGAUAGUAAUUUGUUAAGUGGCGAAGGAAUUAAACUUGAUACAGAAGAAUAUGAAAUGUUACAUUUAAACACUUCUAAAAAAAAUUCAAAUUUUAUCAAUAAUAGGAAAACAGAUGCUACAAUAUUUAUAGAUGAUAACAUUGAUAUAGCAUUGAGACAAAAAUGUAGCAAAACACAUCAGAAAGAUAAUCCAUUGCUAGAUAAUGUAAACUUUUCUAUAGAGACAAAUAGAUCUUGUUCCUUGUUUGAUGAUCAUGAAAGUAAAUUAUAUGCUAUGGAAAAUGAUAACAGUAUGAGUGCAAUAAAAGAAAAAUUAUUUACAAAUACGAAUGUGCAUGAAAGUAAUGCUAAUACUGAACUAGACUUGAAACCUAUUACUUCAGAUAUGUAUAAUACUGAACAAAUUAUAAAAUCAGAAAUAUUAAAGAAAGAAGAAUCGAGUGCAACAAUUACAAAAGAAAAAUCUAAUGAGGAACAUAUUGAGAAUAAAGAUACCACUGAAGAAAAAAGUUAUGACAAAUUGAUGGAUGAAAAUCAAUGUCAACUCAAUAUGAAUGAAACAAUUAAUUUUUUCACUCAGUUGAAAAAUUCAGUAAAGGUUACUGAAAGGGAACAAGAUAGAAAAAAUAACUUUUACUUAAGUAACAUUUAUGAAAAUGAAAAUAAUAUUAUUCAAUAUUCAACAUGUGAAAUGUCACAAUAUGAUGACAAAGUAAACGAAUAUAUUUUGAGUCAAAAUCCUACGAAGAAUUUGACUGAUACUUCUGUAAAUAUUAUUACAACACAUAGUGAUGAACCUAAUUCAUUAAUCAAUAAUCAAGUAGCUUCUUUAUCAGGAAAGUUUAUAUUUUUAAAGCCAGGCAAAUCUUGGACACGUUCUUUAUCCAUUUUACAUAAUUUUCAGAAUGGAUUAAAUUUAAAUAAAACGUCUAUUGAAAAAGGUAAAAGAUGGAGACAUAGUGUUAAGGAUAUAUUAGACAUGCAGAAAAAAGAUGAAUGUGAUACAAAUCAGUUUAUCAAUUCGAAAAGAUUUGUUAGAAGAACUUCUAUUCGUGUUGUGCGCGAUAGUAGAAUUAUUAAAAAUGCUAGUGAUGCUUCAUUUCUUGAAGUAUAUGGGAUUAAAACUACUGUCAAAAAUGAACAUAUAUUACCAGAAACUAUUUGUAACACUGAAUAUAGUACUCAGCAUAAUGAUAUGAAAAAUAAUUGUCCAGAAAUUUGUUCGUCAGAAACUGCAAAAGAUGUUAUUUUACAAAAAUGUUCCCAAAAAGAUUAUUUAUCAUUCAAAAAUUUGUUUUCAAGAAAGUAUUUGAAAUUUUGUCGAAAAAUAGGAGAAGGUGUAUAUGGAGAAGUAUUUCUUUAUGAAAAGAACAGACAAAAAUCUGUUCUAAAGAUUAUACCUAUAGAAGGUGUCCAAUUAAUUAAUGGUGAACCACAAAAGAAAUUUAAUGAAAUACUUUCAGAAAUUGUUAUUGCAAAAGAGUUACAUAAUUUAAGAUUUAACGAAAAUCACAAUACAAGUGGAUUUGUUGAAGUGAAAAGUAUUAAAUGCAUUAAAGGAAAGUAUCCUAAAGAAAUGAUACAUUUGUGGAAGAAGUAUGACGAAGAAAAAACAUCUGAUAAUGAUUGUCCAUCAAUUUUUGAUGAAAAGCAACUUUAUAUUUCUCUUGAACUUGGUCAUGGUGGUCAAGAUCUUGAAUCUUUUGAAUUUCACACAGCUGUAGAAGCACAUACAUUAUUUAUACAGACUGCAUUAGCAUUAGCAAUCGCUGAAAGAUCACUUAAAUUUGAACAUAGAGACUUGCAUUGGGGAAAUAUCUUGAUUUCUGAUACAGAUGAAAAAUAUAUAUACUAUAAGCUUGAUAAUAAAAAUAUUUCAGUUUUAAGUAAUGGUAUAAAAGUCUGUAUCAUAGAUUUUACUCUUUCAAGAAUGUCAUAUCAAGGAUGUUGCAUAUUCAAUGAUUUAGCGUUAGAUCCUACUUUAUUUACUGCUCAAGGUGAAUAUCAAUUCGAGAUUUAUCGUCUUAUGAAAGAUAAAUUACAAAAUAAUUGGCAAGAAUUUGAGCCAUACACAAAUAUUUUAUGGUUGCAUUAUGUCUUGGAUAAAAUGUUAACAAUGGUUAGAUAUAAAAAGAAAAAUCUAAAAAAACAUAAAAAUGCUAUAAUUCAGCUUUGCGAUCUAAAACAUAUAAUAUUAUCUUAUCAAAGUGCAUAUGACUUUGUAAAUAAUUGUGAACAAAUCUCAAAUUUAUUAAUAAAAUGAUAAAAAAUAUGUAAGAAUAAUUAAAACAGUAUUAGCCACAUAUGAACUAUACCAAUCAUGCUUAUUGCAAAAAAGCAAAGCUUUUAUAGGAAAAGUACAUAAAAAUGUGUUAAUGCAUACUUUUGAAAGAAAGUGAAUAAUAAAUCUCUUGUUUUAUAA